Cyclopterus lumpus (lumpfish) is the source of this 1882-nucleotide messenger RNA. RefSeq names its product keratin, type I cytoskeletal 18-like. Gene Ontology annotation, molecular function: structural molecule activity. Bases 112 to 1404 code for a protein of 430 amino acids. Gene Ontology annotation, cellular component: keratin filament. Gene Ontology annotation, biological process: intermediate filament cytoskeleton organization. The record is from RefSeq and is a predicted model, not a curated record. The transcript has 7 exons. Lineage: Eukaryota; Metazoa; Chordata; Actinopteri; Perciformes; Cyclopteridae.
CUUCCCCUGUCCUCCAGCCUUGUGUCUGUGAGCUCCCGUCUCUGCCUACCCAGCCGCUCUCUCUCUCGCUCUCUCUCUCUCUCUCACUGAGUCCCACACUCUCCAGCCACAAUGAAAAGCUCCAGGCAAAGUACAUACUCUGUGCGCUCCUCCACCCCCGGCGGGUCCUUCCAGCGCACCUCCGGCCCCGUCUACAGGGCCCCCACCAUCCACGGCGGGGCUGGCGGAACCCGCGUCAGCAUCUCCUCCAGCGUCCGCAGCGGGCUGGGAGCCGGCAUGGGGGCGGCGGGCUCUGGGAUGGGGGGCUUCUCUGGCAGCGUGCAGGUGAGCGGCAACAGCGGCGACAUCAUGGGCAACGAGAAGUUCGCCAUGCAGAACCUGAACGACCGGCUGGCCAACUACCUGGAGACGGUGAGGAACCUGGAGCAGGCCAACCACAAGCUGGAGAUCCAGAUCAAGGAGGCCUUGGAGAAGAGUGGGCCCGACUCCAGGGACUACAGCAAGUACCAGGCCGUCCUGGACGACCUGAGGAGAAAGGUGUUUGACUCCACCACCGACAACGCCCGCCUGAUUCUCAACAUCGACAACGCUCGCCUGGCAGCCGAUGACUUCAGGGUGAAGUUUGAGUCCGAGCUGGCCAUCCGCCAGUCCGUGGAGGCCGACAUCGUCGGUCUGAGGAAGCUCAUCGACGACACCAACAUGAGCCGCAUGAACCUGGAGAGCGAGAUCGAAACCCUGAAGGAGGAGCUCAUCCACCUCAAGAAGAACCACGAAAAUGAAGUCAGAGAGAUGCGUAACCAGAUCGCCCAGUCAGGAGUCACCGUGGAUGUCGACGCCCCUAAAGGACAUGACCUGGCUCAGAUCAUGACAGAAAUAAGGGCCAAGUACGAGAAGUCGGCUCUGCAGAACCAGGAAAAACUCAAAACAUGGCACGAAUCUCAGAUCACGGAAGUGCAGUCCGAGGUUAGCCAGAACACAGAGGCUCUGAAGGGGGCCCAGACGGAGGUAAACGACCUGCGCAGACAGGUGCAAACCAUGGAGAUCGAGCUGGAGUCACAGAGGAGCAUGAAAUCCUCUCUGGAGGGCACGCUGAGGGACACAGAGAUGCGCUACAACAUGGAGAUCGAGGCCCUCAACACCAUCCUCCUGGGGCUGGAGGCCGAGCUCACGCAGCUGCGCAAUAACAUCCAGCAGCAGACGCAGGAGUACCAGAGCCUGCUCAACCUCAAGAUGAAGCUGGAGGCGGAGAUCGCCACAUACAGGCGGCUGCUGGACGGGGAAGACUUCAUGCUCCAGGACGCUCUGGAGAACCAGAAGACAGUGAAGACCAAGGUGAUGACCGUCACACAGACCGUAGUGGACGGCAAGGUGGUGUCCUCCAGCACAGAAACCAAGAACCUUUGAAUCCCGGAAGCAACCGCCAUCGAUCCCCGUCACCCAAUCUUAACACUAACAUAUGAUUGGCCGAAAUAAAUCUCCUUUCUUCUUAGUCUCAGAGUCCUAACCGCUGAUGCUCAAUGUGUUUGACUUCGUGGGUAAUACAGCUGCUCCACAGACGAUGAAAUUAAACUGGAUCAGAGGGAGACUGAAUCAUCUUUUAUUUAUUUCAUCAUGAUUUAUUUAUGAGUUUGUGUCUUGACCCGCAGAUGCUUAACAAAAGUUCAGAAUUGGAGAGCUGUGAGAUUUACUUUUUUUUUUUUUCUUCCUCCCAUAGCGAAACUAAUUGAAGUGAUUGAAUAUUUCAAAGUAAUAACAGAGUCCAAAUGAAUACAAAACAUGUUUUAUACGUCAUCAUCUUUGGUUUUCCUUUGGUCCAGUUAUUAAGUCUGCCUGUUGUGCUGUGAUGUUCCCACAUAUCAAUAAAGUCCAUUUGAGAAAUGUA